Molecule: messenger RNA, 1647 nt
Organism: Penicillium lagena
Lineage: Eukaryota; Fungi; Ascomycota; Eurotiomycetes; Eurotiales; Aspergillaceae
Product: fungal specific transcription factor domain-containing protein
Exons: 4
Coding region: 1-1647 (548 amino acids)
Biological process (GO): regulation of DNA-templated transcription
Cellular component (GO): nucleus
Molecular function (GO): DNA-binding transcription factor activity, RNA polymerase II-specific; transcription cis-regulatory region binding
Source: RefSeq, a predicted model, not a curated record
AUGUCUCUCGAUUGCGAGUUGCCUCCUCCGGCCGAGGCCGUAGAGUCCUCUCAAGCCAUCCAUUUCCAGGAAGACUUGUCCGAGCGUCUGUCUGGCAUAGAACGGAGCGUUGUGAGACUCACGUCUUUGGUCCAAGAUGUCCUCGACAACCGUAGCCACGCUCAACAGGUGGAGACACCAAUCACACAGUCCGUGAAGAGAGCUCAGAACCGUGUGAAGGAUGUUGGUUUUGUCACCACCCAGCCCACUGAAGGCGUCACCCGGCCAGUCCUCUUGGUCCGGAAUCUCCAAAGACAGUUCUUUGGGCCCAAGCAGGACUUCUCGGAUGAAGAACUUGCCGUGGGAUCUGUCGUAUCUGCCGGCAUUAUCAGUAUCCUCAUGGCACAGUCACUCCUUCGCAUAUUCAUUAAACAUUAUGGCACAUGGAUCUCAGUAGAGACUAUGGACGAUAUGCCUUAUGAAGACGAGAAUAUACAUCCCCUUCUGUUCAGUACGGCCUACCUUAUUGCCGCCCGCCAUGUUCCGCGGGUGUCUAAAUCGACAAUUCAAGACAUGUAUAUGAUGGUUCGACAUCUAGUCUCCAGUGUCGUUUUCAAGACACCACCCUUAAACUAUGAAUCACUUCAGGCCAUGGCACUGCUGAGCAUGUUCACUCCCACAAUCCAGACAGCCAUGCCCAUUGACAGCUGGAUGGUCAGCGCCAUCGGCAUGAGCCACGCAAGCUUGGCCUUUGACUUGACAACCAGCUAUUCGCCUAACUCUCAAGAGUUCGAGUUGCAACUGAAGCAGCUUCGCAUUUGCCCUAGGUUUUCAAUUGGCAACGGGCGUCCAAGCGCAGUACAGCCACGCUUUGUGGACCAAUGCUUGCGCAUUGUUGAUUACCCAGACGCUCGUUGUACUGAUGCACAGUUACUGGUCGAGGUGUUGGUCUACACCAAGACGGAGUCCAUCUUAUCCGAGGGACCACACAACCACUUUCGACCUCUAGAUAGACUUGGCUAUCCGACACUCUCCAGUGUGAGAUCCAAGUGGGAUCAUCUCUUUCAGCUACCAGAGUGCCUGUCGCUGACAGUUGGCUACUGGUACUGUCAUCUUCUGCUCUACCGUGCCUCACUUAGAGACACAAAGGUGGACAUGCCAUCUGCCAGUGAAGCUUUGCUGAACACCUGCACUAAUAUUCUCGAGACUUUUCUGGAGCAAGAAUUCUCCAUUAUACUUAAUAUGCCCGACCACUUCUUUUUUAUGAUUAUCUAUGCGGCCCUCACUUUGUGCAAGUUCUAUAUCAGGCAUCGUCUUAUUGCUUCCACGCAGCAUCGUCUAAUGGAUCUUUCUCCAAACGAUGAACACAUUGCGUAUCGAUUUGGCACCAUACUUUCCGAGAUCAAACAGAAAGCCGCUGCUGCUAGAGCAGACAUGACGCCGUCAGAUAAUGGGCAACAGAUCGACAAUCCCCACGCGGUUAACCCACUCGUCUAUAACGACUUGCUCCUCGGUGACGACUACAGAUGGCCCUUCUUGCCUUGGGCCAACGUCUCCGAUGGCCAAUUCAAUGCUGCGGCGCGAAAUUCUCUCACAACGUCUGAUGAGACUGGAUGGACAGGCUUCUCCGAAGAUGUAAUGCCCGAUAUCUCAGACACUGUCGUUUAG